Olea europaea var. sylvestris is the source of this 1802-nucleotide messenger RNA. RefSeq names its product BAG family molecular chaperone regulator 3-like. Lineage: Eukaryota; Viridiplantae; Streptophyta; Magnoliopsida; Lamiales; Oleaceae. Gene Ontology annotation, biological process: protein stabilization. The transcript has 4 exons. Gene Ontology annotation, molecular function: adenyl-nucleotide exchange factor activity; protein-folding chaperone binding. The record is from RefSeq and is a predicted model, not a curated record. Gene Ontology annotation, cellular component: cytoplasm. Bases 520 to 1536 code for a protein of 338 amino acids.
UCUAUUCUGUUCGCUGUCCAUUAAUUUUUUAUAUGCCAUAUUUUCUUCUCUCUCUCUGUCCUUCCUUCUCGAGUCUUCUCCUUUUAUACACAUUCAACAGCCAAGCAGAGAGAGAGAGAACAAAAAUCACUUCCAUUUUCAUUUCAUUUGUUUUCUCAUUUUUGUUCUGCAUGUACAAUAAUUUUCUUGGUUAAUUUCUUCCGGCUAAUCGGAAGUUUCAGGAUUUGCCGAUUGCGAACUACAAUUGAGUUUUUUAAAUACAUUUCGGGCUUUUUUUUAGGAGAUCGGAAACUCAUUCAACUCUCCGGAAUAUCACCGGACGGCGACCCUUUCCAGCGAAGUAUAGUAUAUAGAGGUUCAGAUUCUUCGAGUUUGUAGCAGCUGGGAUUUUCUGGGUUUAGGAUUAUGUAUGAUUCAACUGUAGAUCAAUUCAAAGUCAAUGCUUUGAUCUGAGUUCAAAUCGCUUCAAAUUGAACUGUCGGCAGCAAUUUAGUUGGGUGUUAGUACACGAUAAUCAACAUGAUGAGAAUGAAGACUCAAACUAAUGGGGUUCCAUAUAUGAACGGUGGCUCCGCCGCCCCCCGCAACCCUAAUGAAUGGGAGCUAAGGCCCGGCGGAAUGCUAGUCCAAAAACGAACCGAUGCAGAACAAAAUCAAGCUCCACCCCCCACUAUUCGGGUCCGUGUGAAAUACGGGUCAAGUUACCACGAUAUCUAUAUCAGCUCUCAAGCGACAUUUGGGGAGUUGAAGAAGAUGUUAACAGGGCCUACAGGGUUGCAUCACCAGGACCAGAAGCUAUUUUACAAGGAUAAAGAGAGGGAUUCUAAAGUUUUUCUCGACACUGUAGGAGUGAAGGACAAAUCUAAGAUUGUGUUAGUAGAGGAUCCAAUUAGCCAAGAGAAGAGGUACAUUGAGAAGAAGAAAAAUGCUAAAAUGGAAAGGGCUGCAAAAUCAAUAUCCGAAAUCAGCUUGGAGGUUGAUAAACUUGCUGGACAGGUUUUGGAGCUUGAAUCCAUAAUUUCUAAAGGUAGAAAAGUGGCUGAAAAGGAUGUAAUAAAUCUCACUGAGUUAUUGAUGAAUCAACUGCUUAAACUGGAUGGGAUCAUAGCCCAUGGUGAAGUCAAACUACAGAGGAAAAUGCAGGUUAAAAGAGUGCAAAGGUGUGUAGAGACUCUUGAUGUGUUGAAGAUUAAAAACUCAACGCCAACAAGCGAUGAAUACCAGACACCUGUACAUUCACCUACGUCUGUCCAAUCACAACAGCAGCUGAAGUAUUCAAAUGGGCAUUUGCACGGGUCUUCUAAUGGAAGCAUGUCAUCACCUGUGGAACAGCAACAAGCUCGGCAUUCAUUUAUAGAUUCACCAAAGCAACAGCAGAAUCAGCAACAUUCCAGGCGCUCGGCCUCAGGGGAUGUUGUCAUAACUACAAAGUGGGAAACUUUUGAAUCUACACCAGCAACCUUUCUAGUUGCCCCUUCAACAUCAAGCACAAUGAAACCAGCACAACCAAAUUUUUCUUGGGAUUUGCUGAGUUAGGUGAUAGACCAAAGUAUUUGUGCUAGUGUGAAUGUGCAUUUUGGAUUUGUUUCAAGCUGCUUUGGUAUCUAUUCUCAAUUCUUUGCUGUAUUUAGAGUUCUAUAAACAUCCCCUCCACGUCAUUCACUUCAGAAUAAAUGGGGCUACUAUAAUAGAGUUUGAUACUAUCUUCAUGACUAUAGGAUGUUCUUGUAUCCAGCUAUCCCAUUUGAACGGAUUCCCGGUUGUAAUAUUUGUUUUCUUAUGUAGACUUCCGCUUGGAAUCA